AAGAACAACUGGAACUUGGAAUAGAAAAUUAGAUAUAGAAUUCGAUAACUCCAUAGCAAUCCUGUUGCUGAGAUGGAGAUGACUGCACAAUCUUUGUCUCCUGCAAAGCUCCCUAGCUUCUUUCCUUCCUUCCUUCAUUCAAAAGCCAUUCUUUCUGCAUCAUAUUUGGUAAUCCCAUUUCAGUCCUCCAAGAAUUACAGAGCUCAGCUAAAAUUCGAUAGAAUCAGGUUAAAGAAACAAAGGAAUCUUGGGGUUACUUAUGCUUCUGAAACUGAAAGUAAUACCGUUACAGAUGUCGCUGAUAGAUGGCUUCUUGAACCUGCAGGUGAUGGAGAUUGGAGACACAUUGGAUUUAAGGUCCAAAUGCCAGAUGCCUUUGAGAUUGCUUCUAGUGAAGUCACUGUCGGCCGUCUCCCUGAUAAGGCAGAUGUGGUGUUUCCGGUUGCAACAGUAUCCGCAGUUCAUGCUCGGAUUCAGAAGAAAGGAGGGAAUCUUCUGGUGACAGACUUGGACAGUACCAACGGGUCCUUCAUGAAUGACCAGAGGCUAAGACCGGGAGUUGUUUCCAAGUUGCCACCGGGAAGUUUUCUUAUAUUCGGGGAUACUCAUUUGGCUAUGUUUCGUGUCUCAAAGCUUGAGAAUGUUGAAAGUAGUACUGAAAGCAAACCAGAGGAAUCGGGUGAUAAAUUGGAGAGUGACACCGCAACCGAGGAUACUGCAACAACAGACUAAAAUUUGAGGAUUUUGCUGU
Molecule: messenger RNA, 751 nt
Organism: Hibiscus syriacus
Lineage: Eukaryota; Viridiplantae; Streptophyta; Magnoliopsida; Malvales; Malvaceae
Exons: 5
Coding region: 73-732 (219 amino acids)
Molecular function (GO): protein binding; mRNA binding
Source: RefSeq, a predicted model, not a curated record